Messenger RNA from Polypterus senegalus (gray bichir), 1967 nucleotides. RefSeq names its product C-C motif chemokine 4 homolog. The transcript is spliced from 3 exons. Gene Ontology annotation, biological process: neutrophil chemotaxis; cellular response to tumor necrosis factor; positive regulation of ERK1 and ERK2 cascade. Gene Ontology annotation, molecular function: CCR chemokine receptor binding; chemokine activity. Gene Ontology annotation, cellular component: extracellular region. NCBI's taxonomy places the organism in Eukaryota, Metazoa, Chordata, Cladistia, Polypteriformes, Polypteridae. The record is from RefSeq and is a predicted model, not a curated record. Bases 156 to 464 code for a protein of 102 amino acids.
UGGGGGAGGCAAAGGAAACAUUACAUUUUAAGAACCAAAAAAAAAAAAAAACCUUUGAUCAAACCCUUUUAAAGGUGGCCAGGGUCCUACACAGCUUAGUAGAGAUUCUGGGUACUAAUCAAUAGCAUCCAGUCUACAAAUAUAAAGAAACGAAGAUGAAAUCUCACUUCUUGAUUGUCGUGGCUCUUCUUUUUGGAACUCUGCGCUCAGAACUGUUUGCUCAAAAUGUUAACAAGCCGCAAUCCUGUUGCUUCAAAUUCCAGAAAACUGUAAUUCCAAGACGCUAUAUUGUUGCUUAUGAAAUGACUCGGGAUGACUGCCCAAACCUGGGUGUAAUACUUAUUGGUGCAAGUGGAAGAACAGUGUGUGCCAAUCCAAAUGAUGAUUGGGUCGUGAAGUACAUGAAUUACUUUGAUCGGCUGGCGCUUCAACUACCCAAAACAACUACAGAGACACCAAAGUGAAUUGAUUAACAAAAGUCUUCUGCAACUCAAUGCUCUGUUUAAACAUUUUUGUUCUUUCAGUCAUUCAAAACCAGGCAAUAUAUUAAUCUAGCAAGUAAGACAUUUUAAAAUUAAAUAUCUUUUAAAGGAUCAUGUCAGAUUUGUAUUUCCUUAUAUGUACAGUAAAUUUUUUUGUGUAUUAAUCUGUCACCUUUUGUUUUGCUUUACUGAUAAUCUUGUCUCCUGUGCUAGUUAGGCAGCCUAAUACAGUAAAUACAAUGUGUUUUUUAUAUUUGGUUUACAGUAAUAUAAACCAAAAUAAUCUUGGAAUACUAUGCACUUAAGCAAGGUAUGCAAUUACAUGCAAAAAUAUUGAUAAAGGAUUCUUUAGCUAAUAUAAGUAUAUCUCUUAAGUCAGUGUUUGCUUUACAUGAGGGAUUAUUUCUAGAAAGUUCUUUGAAAAAAGUUUGUACAGUAUCAUUAUGCACAUGUAUUAUGACAGUAUAUGUUCAGCUUGAAAGAAUGUUGCAGGCUGUUGGUUUAAAUGUGUUGCAUGUCUAAAAUCAUCAAUACACUGCUAUUGUGUCCAAAAUAUAAACAGAUCAGAAUUCAGACUAAAAUGGCAAUUUUAUAGAACAUCUACUGUAUGUCUGUACCGUGUUAGCCAUUAAAAGGUGUCAUUUUGCUUGGCUUUUCUCUACAGAACAUCUAUAAAGUAUAAUCUAAUUUUGAAAAAAUAAUUUGACUAAAAUAUCUAUUUCAAAUUAAUGAUUAUAUUUAUCACCUAUUUAACGCAGUAGUAAUCUUAGAGGUUUAAUAUUUCUAUAUUGUAAACACACAAGUCACAGCUAUGCACUUGACUAGUAUUGCUUUUAACAUAUGCCUAUCAUUUUAAACCAAAUAUAAGUACAUUCAAACUUUUUAUACAGUAUUCCUGCUGCAACAAUGUUCCCCUCUCUCUGAUAAAAUAAUUUUGGCUGCAUAUAUUUAAACAUUAUAAAAUAUUUAAAGUCUUCAUACGCUGGUGUCGGUGAGACAUGUACAUUUCAGAAUUUAUCAUUUUUAAAUUGCUAUGAUUUUUUCAUAAGAACAUUCACGAGAAUAGAAUUCCAUUAAAACUGCAACUUAAUUUGUAGUUCAAACAUAUUUGAAAUCAUGCGAGUUUCAUGAAAGGGUAGAGAUUUCUGCUGGUGCAACUAUACAGCAUAUGACAGGCUUGGUGUUCCCAAGGCUGAAAAGGUCAAAUCAGAAGCAUCUCUAGAUUUAAAACACUUUUGUUCAUCUUUGAACACCUCCUUUUCACUUAAAAAAAACAGUAAUUGAUUUUACAAAUGUGUCUUAAUAAAUCAUACAGUGUACUUUCUCAUCUCUCAGUGCAGGAGUCUUCUUAUAGGCUAUAAUAAUAUUAAAAAAAUGUAAAUAAAUUCCUGAAUUUACACACGAAGUAAAGUGAAGAAUUGAGGGUUCUAAUUUUAGUGAUUCCGAGUUUGCAUUUGGAGUGAAAUACUUAUGACAGUAAUUAAA